AGUGCCAGCAGGGUGGCCAUGUGCGUGGGGAAGUGCAGCCGGAUCGUGGGGCCGUGCCUGUUGGCGCUGGGCACGCUGUCCGUGCUGGCCAGCAUCCUGCUGCUGUUCCCGGGCGGAGCAUCCCGGUACCUGCUGCAGGGACACCUGGGCCGCCACGCCCGCGCUCUGCCGGGGCUCUGGGGCGGCGGCAUCGCCGUGCUGCUGGCAGCGAUCCAGGUCACGGCGCUGGGCUGGCAGUGCCCCGGCUGCUCCGGCCGCCACAGCGCUCUGCUGUCCGUGCUGCUCUCCAAGCUGGCGCUGCUGGGCUCCGCCGCCUGCUUCGUGCUCUGCGGGGUGGGGCUGAGCACGGGCCCGCUCUGCCUGCACAACAGCACCGCGCUGGGGCCCGGGCACGCCGCCCUCUGGGGAUACCCAUUCCUGGACCCCAUCGACCUGGGGGCUGGCGCCAGGGCUGAGAAUUACCUGUACAACCGGAGCGCCUGGAGCACCUGCCUGGAGCCCGAGGGCAUCGUGGCCUGGCACGUGGCGCUGUUCUCGCUCCUGCUGCUCGUCAGCGCCGCCGAGAUGCUGCUGGCGCUGCUCCAGAUCCUCAACGGGCUCCUGGGCUGCCUCUGCGGCUCCUGUGAGGGCAAGUAGGGCCCGGUGGCACUGCCAGGAGGAGGUGCCACCCCGGGUGUCCCUGGCUGCUGGCACUGAGGGCGCAGCAGGAGCUGUGACACCAGCCUGGUGUGAGACGGACAGAGCCCCAGGGGAUGGAUGGAUGGAUGGAUGGAUGGAUGGAUGGACACCCCGGGGCUGGAGCAGCUCGUGGGGAUGAGGAGCCAAGGGCUGCUCCUGUGCACAUCCCUGGCCUGGGCUGUGUCCCCUCCCUUGGGGCUGGUGGCCUUUGGGGU
Molecule: messenger RNA, 893 nt
Organism: Zonotrichia leucophrys gambelii
Lineage: Eukaryota; Metazoa; Chordata; Aves; Passeriformes; Passerellidae
Gene: TM4SF19
Product: transmembrane 4 L six family member 19
Exons: 5
Coding region: 19-636 (205 amino acids)
Cellular component (GO): membrane
Source: RefSeq, a predicted model, not a curated record